This is a messenger RNA of Didymodactylos carnosus, 234 nucleotides long. NCBI's taxonomy places the organism in Eukaryota, Metazoa, Rotifera, Eurotatoria, Philodinida, Philodinidae. The record is from the annotation of a GenBank genome assembly.
AUGUCAACAAAUGCGAAAAUAUUUUUUGCUUCAUCUGUUCUAAUAACAUCGGCCGUUAUUUAUUAUGUUCAUUAUUCAAUUGAAGAAGAACGACAACGUAAACGUGUAAAUAUAAUCCGAGAUAUUGAAUCAAAAGAGAAGGAACAACAACGUCGUGUGAACAUGUUUGAAUAUGAACAACAAUUAAAAUUACAAGAACAAUUAAUUGAACGAGAUAAACAAGAGUUUCAUUAA